Molecule: messenger RNA, 3166 nt
Organism: Acanthoscelides obtectus
Lineage: Eukaryota; Metazoa; Arthropoda; Insecta; Coleoptera; Chrysomelidae
Source: the annotation of a GenBank genome assembly
AUUUUUGCUAGUGAAAGUUUUUCAACAGAAAAUCCGAUUUAAAAACAUGGAGGUCAAAGUAAUGAUCCCCCAACGUCCACGAUGAUGAAUGGACCCAGCCAGAAGGAGAGAACAGAAAUUACCAUGAAAUCAAAGGAAUUGAUGACACCAGCUGUAUCAGACUAAAAGGACAGAACCAUCCAGCGCCUGACGCUGAUCAUCGAAAGCCAGGCCCAGCAAAUAAAGGAACUGACUGAGACAGUUAGGGACCAAAACAGUAAAAUAGACUGCCUGACCACCCAGCUGUUCAGAAUGAGAGGCAGCCUCGAAACACAGCUACAAUACGACCAGAGACUCUACGGGAUAUGAGCGCUGAGCAGGAGAGGGCUUUGAGAGAAGCAGCCGUAGCAGUUGGAGUAUUUGGGCCACCAGUGUCUCUUACGAUGGCUCUCAAUCCAGCAAGAUAUACGAAUAGCUUCUUACCGCCAGUAUCUCAACCAAUGCUGAAUCGAGAACCAACACCUAUCAAAGAAGAUAACAGUGAUAACGAUGAGGAAAGUAUUGAUGUGACCAACGAAGAAGACGAGGAGACCCCAUCUGGUUGCGGUGUGUCCUCUAGUAGCGGUCCCGUACGACCUGAACCACUUACAGCUGGACUGUACCCGACCUCUGCAGAAACAGUUUACGAAACUUCUGCUAGGUUGCUCUUCAUGGCUGUCAAAUGGGCGAAGAACCUGCCUAGCUUCGCCAGCUUACCUUUUAGAGAUCAGGUAAUAUUACUAGAAGAAUCUUGGAGCGAACUAUUUCUACUGAACGCCAUUCAAUGGUGCAUGCCCUUGGACGUUUCGUCAAGUCCAUUGUUCAAUCCCGGAGAACAUGCCAAGAAUGGACACUCUGCAGCAGAUGUCAAAAUUCUCGCAGAUACUCUACUGAGGUUUAAGGCGAUUCAUGUUGAUCCUGCAGAGUUUGCGUGUCUCAAAGCUAUAGUUCUGUUUAGAGCUGAAACUCGAGGACUAAAGGACCCCAGUCAAAUUGAAAACCUGCAGGACCAAGCACAAGUUAUGUUGUGGCAACACUGUCGAACGCAACUACCAGGUCAGGUUGCCAGGUUUGGCAGGUUGUUGCUCAUGCUGCCACUUCUCAGGAUAGUACCAGCUGUCAGGAUCGAAGCUGUUUUCUUCCAAAAAACCAUCGGAAAUACACCGAUGGAAAAAGUUUUAUGUGACAUGUACAAGAAUUAGACGUGAUUUGUUCUGAGUUCUUGAUUCAAAGUUGAAACGUGUAGUUGUAAAGCUAUAGCCUCAUAAUUUUUAAAUGAAUUCCAAAAUGUCAACAAAAAGUAGCACAUACACUUGAGAAGCAAAGCAUACAGAUUUUGUAGGAUUUAUCGCAUAUACGAGGUCGGUCCGACAAGUACUUAUCCCCACAGCCUGAUGGCGCCACUAUCGCAGGAGAACUUACUAUCGUGUACAUUCUCGUAGGUGGCUACUGUCAAAAUCGGACUCGAUGUUUCAUUUUGACAGCGUGUGGGUGUGGGCGUGUCUGAGGAUUUUAGAGAAAUGGAACGCGUCGGUUUUUGAUGAGCCUUGCCCAGGUGCCCCGAAAAUGGCUACCACGGAGGAUAACGUGACAAAAAUCCACGAUUUCGUAUUGACUGACCGCCGAUUGAAGGUGCGCGAGAUAGGUGAGUCACUAGGCAUCUCAAAGGACCGCGUGGGUCAUAUCCUGCAUGGAAUAUUGAACAUGAGGAAGCUGUGCGAUGGGUGCCGCGUUUGUGAGACCACUUCAGAGUGUUUGACGCUGUUUAGGCGCAAUCCAGAGGAGUUCCUGCGUCGUUCCGUGACCGUCAACGAAACAUAGAUCCACUAGUACACACCAGAGACCAAGGAACAGUCGAAACAGUGGACUUUACCAGACGAACGUGCUCCGAAGAAGGCGAAGAUUGUCCUAUCGGCCGGAAAGGUGAUAGCCACCGUUUUCUGGGAUUCACUAGGUGUGAUCUACAUCGACUACCUGGAGAAGGGCAACACAAACACAUGGCUUUCUCAGACUAUGCCGAAUUAUGGGGCCGAUUUGACGCCAACUGCAGAAAAAAAACAGGUGGCGACAAAAAAGUGGUCUUCCACCAUGACGUUUGCCGUCGCCUCGGCCAAUUAAGCUACGAACUGCCGCCCCAUCCACCACAUUCUCCAGAUUUGGCCCCGUGCGACUUCAUUUUGUUUCCAAACUUGAAAAAGUCACUCCCGGGCUGCAAUUCGAGUCGAAUGAGGAGGUUAUCGCCGCCGCAGACCUCCAGAAAACGUAUUUUUCAGACUCGUUAAAGAAGCUGGAGCAUCACUAAGUCAAGUAUAUCCAGCUAAAAGGAGACUAUGUUGAGAAAUAAAUCACCACUUUUUAAAAAGGAGCGUCCUCGUAUGUAUGGAAUUUAUAAAAUUUGUAUAAAGAAUGAAAGGAUAUGAAUUGAAACCGAGUUUUCAAAAUUUCUCCUUUCUUACUCCAGAAAAUGCUCUCAAACAAUUUCAGCUGAUGGCAGAUGGAAAUUAAGACGCGAGGUGAGUCAGGCCACUAAGAUUAUAGGCGAGUCAAAUUAGUAGAGUUGCUAAAUGGGUGGAUAAUUCAGAAUUUUAUUUCUCACAGUCCAGCUUGAGGCAGUAGAACUGACUGUAGGAUAUACAUUCCCAGGCGGUUUGAUUCUGAAUUAGCCAUCAUUCUAUCAACGUUACAAACUUACUCAAAUUUGAUUAUGCUGUAACGGCAUCCAAUCGCGGACCUGCACCUCCAUUGACCAAAGCUAGACAUAAAUGAUGGAUCCUAAGCAAUUCUGAACCAAUAUUUUAACUCCAGAGAUGUUGAAAUGAGGCUAUUGUGUAUGCUGCACCAUGUAGAUAAUUAUUGUAUUAAGACUGAAAUUUUUUGUAAAUACUCAAAUAGAUAGCACUGCACAGAUAUAGAUAAAUAUGCCAACGUUUUCGAUAUCAACGAGUACUCACUUCUUUAAGGGCACAAACGUAUUCCAAAUAUUAUAAAAGAGUGUUGACUCCAUUUUCUAGUCGUUACUUGUAGAAAGAUCCUAUGUUGUACAUAAUUUGAUGUUGACUUGAAGGCGUACUAAAGAUCUCUCGUAAAAGAAUGUGAUGUUAUUAGAUGUAAUAAUACUUAUUAUAUGUACCUGUAAAUGUAAUAUAAG